CAAUCGCCGCGUUGAUCAUGGAGGAUUAAAAUGCGGAGCGUUGCAGCCCUUUUUGUUGCGGAUAAUUACGCAUAAUCCCAAUGAUUCCGCGUGGCUCAUUUGCAUCUCGUUGAACGCUUGGGGAAUUGGGGGGUGUGUGGGAAGGAUCCGGAUAAGGAGAAAGGAGGAAGGAAGGCCGAUCGAGGGGGAUUUUUAGGGCGUGUGAAUCCGUGAUGCCUCCGAAAGGUGUGAGCAAAGCGGUGAAUAAGAAGUGUCGCGAGUGCAAGAAACAGGUACCAGUCGCAACAAAGCACUGUCACUGCGGGCACCAAUUUUUCGAGGAGAGACGCCGGUCAACCACCUCAAACACCUCGGAGGUAGAGGAGAUUGACGACGGCCAGCUGAAGGAGAUGAAACCAAGCAGGGGAUCAGCUACGUCAACUGCAGUUAGCGGAAUCAUGUCUCUAACGGCAUCAGUGGGCAAGGGAGACCUGGGCUCGUCAGCCCCGGAGGGCAAGCGUCGUAGUGAGAGGGUCAAGCGGGAGAAGCCCAACUUCUAUGAUGCCUUGGAGUACGAGAAUCAAAUGAGGAAGGCCCGGAAGGAGAGACAGAAGGAAGAACCUCCCAACCCCACAGGACGGGUGAAGCGCGAACGGAAAGUGAAGAACAACUCAGAGCCGGAAGAGGAAGAAGAUGAAGAACCAGUGAAGGAAAAGAAGAAGAAGAAGAAGAAGAAGAAUAACAACAAUGGCGAGAAGAAGGACAAGGAAGAAGAAGUGGACGAAGACAUCAUGGCAGGCAUCACAGCAGAGAAGGAGAUACAGUUCGGCAUUGUCUUAUCAGAUAUCAACUUCAAGCUUGGCCUAAACAACCCAAAAUUUAUCAAAAUUUGAAUGCCUUUCAUCUUUUGAGAGAAAGUGAAUGAGGUUGGCAGUAGCUCCUGUGAAUAGGGCAGCUGUAUUUGAAUAUGAAAUUCAAAGAAAAUUAUUUAUUUGAAAUCAGUCAAGACAUGUGGUGUACAAUAAUACCAAACAUAAAAGGGAAUCAAAUAUAGUGCUGUUGAAAUCAGUAAGUCGACAUUUUUUUCUAGAGUGAUGUUUCAUGUUGCAUCAGCUUUAUCAAUUGCAAUAUACAAUAUCAGAUUGCAAAAUUUUAAUGCAUGAAUUCAUUUACUUCAAAUGAAUAAUCAGUACUGUUUGAUGAACCAAGGUUGGGAUUUUGUAAACUUCUUCAUUACACCUCUCUUUUGAGAGGAAAUUUUCAGAUAUAGUGUAAAGUAGGAGAGAUUUAUUAAUUGAUCAUCUGAGUACGUUUCAUCUCUCUGGGACGUAAGGUAGCUAGAAGAUCAUUUGUCUCGUCUAUACCAUAAGUUUGUCUUCAAUAUGAUAAAAGUAUUUCUAGAAAAAAUUUCAGAUUUUUUCUAAUAUUUGGUUUUAUAUUUAUAUUGUCAUAC
Penaeus vannamei (Pacific white shrimp) is the source of this 1432-nucleotide messenger RNA. RefSeq names its product UPF0547 protein C16orf87 homolog. The record is from RefSeq and is a predicted model, not a curated record. Lineage: Eukaryota; Metazoa; Arthropoda; Malacostraca; Decapoda; Penaeidae.